UGAUAAUGGAAAAGCCAGAGGGAAUGAUGGGAAAAUAUUUCACAUUAGCAACUGAAAAUACUUUGCAUAAACUUGACAGACUGACAAGAUGCAACAACACUAGUAAAGUAACCUUAAAGGUUGUAAUUACCAUAUUCAUUAACCAUGGUAAUUGCAUGAUACUACAUGUGUACUGUAUAUGUGGCACUUUUUAGUAAGAGCAUUAAAUAAUUUAAAUGACCAUUGGUUAUAAUUAUGAUUUCAAAGGCAGAACGUUCAUAGACGGGUAAAACCCCAAGCACAAACGAUGUUUGAGAUCUGUUGUUGACAGGGUGGAGUGCAUUUGUUGGAUAUCCGUAACCAGACUAAUAAUAUAUGCACCAGGUAAGCCAGUCAAUGGAAAACCUGCAGAGGGGUGAGGGAGGGGCAGGAAAUGUCUCACUGAAGAUUUUUUUUCAUGUUUGAAAGCUGCCAAAAGUCUUUUUGUUUGCCCUUUAAGCAACAGCUUAAAAGAAUACAGACCAUAAAAACCAGUGAGCAUUAAACGAUAAAGCGGUUCAUGAAUUCUUCAGUGCUUAACAAUAAUAUGAAUAUGAUUUAAUAAAAAGGAGCAUUUACAGAAUGCAUAUGAGGGCCUGGGAUCAAAGAUAGAUGUCUAAAAUAACAAUGAUUUAAAUGUAAAGGUGUUUCUUUAUAUGACACUUUAAUAUCCUAGUAGUUGAUUUUUUUUUAAACAUAUUAUAUUUUUAUUAUUAUUUUCAAAUAUUCAUAUUCAUUUAAAAAUUCAUAUAAAAAUGUGUUAAAACUUUUUACUAUAUAUUUUUUUUUUAAAUACAGGAUACAUAAAUAUCAUGUAAAUCACAAAAUACUGUUAACACAUUAUUUGAAAUUAAUGACAUUUGUUGGUUGAGGGAAAAAUAGACAAACAAAUGACUUCUCCUGUCAAGCAUGUACGUACACUGUUGGGCAUUGUUAACACUAAUUAAAUAAACUGUGAAAAGUGAGUUUUAAGAGACCACAUGGCCAAAAAAAACUUUAAAAAUUUAAGAAACGCCCAUACAUAAAUUGAAAGGGUGUCCCUUUUCAAAGCCUCACACUAUGGAAGUAAAAGUGAUAAGAAGUGAAAAUACUUUCAAUCUCAGUUAUCUCAGACAAAGAGUACAUGAGUUGAAGACUAGUUAAUUUUUUACAGUGAUAAAACUGAUAAUAACUCUCAAGUUCAAUACUCUAAUCUUUUUUUAAGGACGCACUUCCUUUUCUCCAGAGUCUGGAAUAAUGGAGUGACUAAGACUAAGAUAAUAAAUAUGUCCUGAUUACCGCCCACACUCGAGCCUGAAAAAAAAAAUCAUUGUGUGAAUGGGGGCUCAGGACAUACCUGAAAAUGCAUGCAGAGUCAGAUAAUGUUCAACUAAAAAGCAGGUUAGAGUUAGUAUUUUUAAUCAUUUAGACAAAUACUGACUCAUUUCAGAGUUCCUAUUCUGGACCUUAACCAAGUACAGUUUCAUUGUAUUGCCUAAAUGAACACUGAGGGGAUUUACAGCAUUUUAAAUGAAAGGUAAGUGAUGACAUGCUUCUCUUUUAGUAUGAAUUGAAAGAUGCAUUUCAUCUGCUCAGUUUCCAGCUGUAGUCUUUCCACAUUUCAGUCAUUGACUCCUACACUGCAGCUGUCAACAGAGUUCAGACAGCGAAAUACACAUAUAAUACAAUCUUCUGUCUGACAAUGCCCACAGAAGCCAAAUGCUGCAACAGCAGCCACAAGCACAUGUACUUUUACAGCAUGUGCGCGCACACACAGCUAGCUGUGAUCUGUACCUGCUGCAUGACCCGGCAUGACUCCCCAUUCAAGAAAUUGUCUGACCCUUAAGUUUUCUAAACGAUAACUGAUGUCAAAGUACAGGAGUAAUCAUAUAACAAGCACCCUUAAAACAAUCCACUGCUAAACAACAAGAACAUUUUUAAAUAUUGUCAAUUUAAAACUUGUUGUUCAUUUAAAAUGUAAUUUUGCAAAGCUUAGCUCAUAGAAAUAUUUAUUUAAUAUAUUUCAUUUAAUUUAAUAUAUUUAAUACAUUUCAUUUCAUUUAAAAUAUUUCAUUAGAUGUUCUUUGUGGAACUUCUCCUGUGGCAAUAGAGCUAUAUAAUCCCAUUCAUUUUCCAACUGGAAUCUUUAUGGAGAGUUCUAAGUCGCUUCAGUAAGAAAACAUCUGCUAAGCACAUAAGUAUAAUGCAAAUGUAUCAAACUCACUGGAAUAAAAUAGGGCUACUACAUGGCUUUCUUUUUGAGGUGAGGGGUUAAAGUGAGAGUAAACAGUGCUUCCCUCACAGUUACUUAAAGCUCAUGAGUCACCACUCAGUCCAGUCAGAACCUCUCACACACCCUGGCAAGGCCGCAUGGUUGCUGUGGAAACCAAACACUACCAAACAGCUCAGCACCCAAUGAGUGUACACGUCCAUCUGCAUUCACAGAGUGAUAGAUGCUUACAGGAACUCAUGAGGGCUACUGGAACCCUGGGACUCUCUGAAAUAAGAUCAUCGCCUUCUGCCGACUUCCCCACAAACCUUAUGAAAUGAAUGAAUAUGACUCACAAAGCCUUUCUCUAAACCCUUAACUUGUUACGCAUCAUCAGUGAAAGAACAUCAUUGGCUUCGAUGUCUAUCUGUCUUUAAACCACACCCUUAAUGGGUCUGAACAUGCCUCUUGCCUAAGCCCGGGCAUUGACUAAAGUCUACUACCAUAGAGACAGCAAGAUAAACAAUAGAUUAUCAUACUGACAAUCACUGGAUGACAAAUACAUUGCUUCUAAAUAAACUAUAAGGAUGUACAUAUACUCUAUCAGUGGUAGUGAACAGUUUGAAAUGGUUUCUCUCUGGAGUUCGGAUAUCUUUAAAGUACAGUGAUAUUGGACAAUUCAAGUGCAAAGGACAAAUGAGGAUGCAUGAUAAGUAACUAGAUUUUAUGAUGGGUAGUUACUUCUUAGUUUUAUAUAGAUGAUCUUUUCUCUGACAUAAUGUGAUUAGUUAUUGCCAAACUGUGUUUGAAUGAAUGAAUAAAACCUACAGCAUCUUACAUUUAAUAUUGAAGAUUUGCACAUUGCAUGCUGAAAACUAUAAAUGCAAUUAGAGAUGCAUAAUAUAUUGGUAGGCUACCAUAUUGGUUAUUAGCCAAUAUUCAAGAUUUUUUUAAUUUACUGGUAUCGACUAAUACUGUAUGUUUAAUGUUCAUACUUCAUGUUUUUACAGGGCAGUCAUGGCCUAGUGGUUAGAAUCAGACUGGUAACCUGAAGGUUGCAAGUUCGAUUCUCAAUAUCAACAGGAAAUAACUGAGGUGCCCUUGAGCAAGGCACCUAACCCCCAAUCACUCCCAGAGCGCCACAGCAAAAUGGCUGCCCACUAAUCCAGGUCAGCUGAUCCAACAACCAAGUGUGAUCCCCAUGUGGUCUUCAUCCAGACAGUAAUCCAUCUAUCAUGAACUCAAGCACUGAAGCUCCAUUCACCAACCCCACAGACUGCGCUGAGGUUAAGGUCCCCAGUCAGGUUUUCCUGGCCAUCGCCGUCGCCAGUCUGAGCGAGAACCUCUUGGUGAUUGUGGCCGUGAUCAAAAACAAGAACCUUCACUCUCCUAUGUACUGCUUCAUCUGCAACCUGGCUUUGUUUAACACCAUCUCCAGCCUCUCCAAGGCAUUAGAAGACGUCCUGCUCUUGUUUAUAGAUGCCGGACACCUGAACUCCCGUGGCCCUUUUGAGCUGAAGAUAGAUGACAUCAUGGACUCUCUAACCCUGAUGGGCUUCCUGGGCUCCAUUUUCAGCAUUCUCGCCAUAGCCGUGGAUCGGUACAUCAGCAUAUUCCACGCUCUACGCUAUCACACGCUUAUGACAAUGCGUCGUGUAGUGGUUAUUUUGUCCGCUAUCUGGGUGUUGUGUGGGACCAGCGGAGCGCUCAUGAUCGGAUUCUUUGUGGCCGCCACAGUGCAAAUCUUCUUCGUUGUGCUCUUCUUCACAGCUCUGCUCCUGAUCCUCUUGCUCUAUGUGCAUAUGUUUCUGCUAGCACGGCACCACGCCAACAGGAUCGCGUCUAUGCCAGGCGCCCAGGCACGCCAUAGGCAAAGUGGCUUGAGGGGGGCGCUGACCCUCACCAUCUUGAUUGGAGUGUUUGUGGCCUGCUGGGCUCCUUUCUUAUUUCAUCUGCUGAUUAUGAUGAUUUGUCCGGAGAACCCAUACUGUGAGUGCUACCGCUCGCUCUUCCAGCUGCAUGUUGUGCUGCUAGUGAGUCACGCGGUCAUUGAUCCAGCCAUUUAUGCUUUCCGUAGUGCAGAGCUGCGCAAUACCUACAAGAUAAUGUUCCUGCACUCAGCUGCAAGGAUCUGUAAACAGUGUGUCUGAGCGACGGCCCCGAUAUACUCAUGAUUCUUUUUCUUUCUUCAUUUAGUGGUAAAAAGAAGUUUGAUAUACCUUUGCAGCAGUAUGCUGUUAGAGAACAUCUCGAUGCCACCCACACUGCUGAUGAGUAUGUAAAUAUGUGCUGUACUUUCCUCUCAAUAACAAAAAUGACAACGCUGAGAAAGCAGAAGUUAAGAAAGCAUCUGAUUAUAUCACAAUAUGUUUGCUCAAGCUCUCAGGUCACAUCACAUUUAUUAGCACUUUAUACAAUAGAUAUAGCCUAUACAAUAGUGUAGCUUUCAAUUUGAAGUACAACUUCAAUUUCUACUAUUGAACAGCUUUCCAGUGUGUUUGUUUUUACCCAUGUCUGACCUUGAUAGACUGAACAGAAGAAAUGAGCCGGAGAAGAUUUCCACCUCAAAGAAGGCGGAGCCCCAGAGCACAAUUGCCACAGACCAUUGAUUGUUCAAGGGCGUUUACCUUUUCCAGAAAGUUCGCUUUGGCAAGCUUUCACUCUCCUGAAACAAACUCCAAAUGAACUUCAUUUAGGCCUGAUUUUGUUCGUAAUGACAUCUCACCAGUUCGUUCUUUGAUUUUGCUUGAAUUACAACAAGGCCUUUAGUGCUUCACACUGCAGGAUAGAUUUUUGAUCCACGGGUAUUAAAAAAAUCACAACAACAUUUAUAUAAAACAAACUAUCCAAUAACACUACACAAGAAGUUCAUUAUACCUAAUAUAUGAACUAAUGUAAAUGAAUUGAACAUUAUUGUAAAGUGUAAUCAAGUCUUUCAGUGUUUAAUACAGGAAAUUCUCAUAUUUGUUCACAAACACUGUAGCUCAUUAAACGGUAUGUCAUUUAUCAGAUAUCAUCGCUUAGAAAUCUACAUAUCACAUACAGUAAGUUCAACUGUAAAGAAUUACCAGCAUUUUUUACUUCUGCAGUUAAAGGACAAAAUCAGAAGACUAGAAAAAAUGUCCACCAUUUACAUGCAUAAAUUACAUACACAACACAUUUGCAUUACACACAAUUUAAAAUGGAGUUUUCAUGCUUUUUUUUUACUUAAGAAACAUUCUUUCUGAAACAAUACAAAUGUAAUAAAAUGCCCUUACUGUAUUUUUGUGUGUGAU
Molecule: messenger RNA, 5481 nt
Organism: Megalobrama amblycephala (Wuchang bream)
Lineage: Eukaryota; Metazoa; Chordata; Actinopteri; Cypriniformes; Xenocyprididae
Gene: mc2r
Product: melanocortin 2 receptor
Exons: 2
Coding region: 3442-4356 (304 amino acids)
Biological process (GO): G protein-coupled receptor signaling pathway
Cellular component (GO): membrane
Molecular function (GO): melanocortin receptor activity
Source: RefSeq, a predicted model, not a curated record